Spodoptera frugiperda (fall armyworm) is the source of this 1619-nucleotide messenger RNA. RefSeq lists its product as uncharacterized. Gene Ontology annotation, molecular function: N-acetyltransferase activity. The transcript is spliced from 6 exons. The coding region runs from base 160 to 885 and encodes 241 amino acids. The record is from RefSeq and is a predicted model, not a curated record. Lineage: Eukaryota; Metazoa; Arthropoda; Insecta; Lepidoptera; Noctuidae.
UCUACCGUUAUCAGCCUUAAUCCGUUGAGAUAAGGUUGAUAUUUGAUCGUAUCAGUUCGUUGUUAAAUUGGCAAAUAGCACAGUCUUGUUUUUGCGUUCAAAUACAACACAUUUGUGUAGUAGUUUUGUUGUGGAUAACACAUAUUACGUUUUAUUAAUAUGCCGUGGGAGCGACCAGCUAGUGUGCCCAUAGGACAGGUCUGGAGCAGGUUCAAAGGAAGAGAAAGAGAUGGAAAACCGGCACACAUGUACCAAAUUAGAGAUAUGGAUGAAAACACUAGAAAAAUAUGUUUAGACAUGAUGCAAGAAACAUUUAUACGAGACGAGCCACUAUGUGAUAUAUUAGGUAUAAACAAGGAUCCAGUUUCCAUAGCUACCAUCAGAUCGAAUUGGGAGAAGUAUGUGUCAGGGAACACCAGCUUAGCUUGCUUCACUGAAGUAGAUGGACAGCCUAAAGACCUGGUGGGGUUCAACAUUGUGCUGGUGAAGAGUAAAGAUGAUGAGGAAGAGGAUUUUGAUAAGGUACAAGGAGAAUCCUGGAAGAAGCUCCUCCGCACGUUGAUCACAGCUGACGAGUUGUAUGACGUGUUCGAGCACUACAAAGUGGACAGAUACCUGACUUCCAGUGGACUGACUGUGCUGCCUGAACAUAGGGGGCAGAAUAUUGGGGCUAAGCUGUUUGAAGCUAGAGAAUACCUCGGCAAAGCAAUAGGCAUAGAAGCAACAGCAACUGUCUUCACAGCCACCGCCUCCCAGGUGCUGGCAGCUAAAUGCGGCUACGAGGUCCUGGCCGAGCUGGAGUAUAAGGACAUGCUGCAGCACGGCAUCGACCUCACCGGCUGCCCCACGCCCUCCGCCAAACUCAUGGGGAAACUGUAUCAAUAAACGUUGGUUGUUUUUUAUAUUGGUGUUUUAUUUUAUCUCUAAUAGCAUUUAAAGAGCGAGAGACAGAUAGAGAGAGGGAGAGAGGGAGAGAUAGAAAGAGCGAGAGAGAGAGAGAUAUAGAGAGAGAGAGAGAUAGAGAGAGAGAGAGAUAGAGAGAGAGAGAGAUAGAGAGAGCGAGAGAGAGAGAUAGAGAGAGAGAGAGAGAUAUAGAGAGAGCGAGAGAGGGAGAGAGAGAGAGCGAGAGAGAGAGAUAAAGAGAGCGAGAGAGAGAUAGAUAUAGAGAGAGCGAAAGAGAGAUAGAGAGAGCGAGAGAGAGAGCGAGAAAGAGAUAGAGAGAUAGAGAGAGCGAAAGAGAGAUAGAGAGAGCGAGAGAGAGAUAGAUAGAGAGAGCGAGAGAGAGAUAGAUAUAGAGAGAGCGAAAGAGAGAUAGAGAGAGCGAGAGAGAGAUAGAUAGAGAGAGCGAGAGAGAGAUAGAGAGAGCGAGAGAGAGAUAGAGAGAGCGAGAGAGAGAGAGAGAGAGAGAGAGAGAGAGAGAAAGAGAGAGGAGGGGGAGAGACAGCAACCGUCUUCACAGACACCGCCUCCCAGGUGCUGGCAGCUAAAUGCGGCUACGAGGUCCUGGCCGAGCUGGAGUAUAAGGACAUGCUGCAGCACGGCAUCGACCUCACCGGCUGCCCCACGCCCUCCGCCAAACUCAUGGGGAAACUGUAUCAAUAAACGUUGUUUGUUUUUUA